AUUUGGAAAUUUUUAAUUUUCCAUCUUAUUGAAGAAAAUUCCCACUGAUUCGUUGAUUUGGGAAUUGCAAACCCUAGAGGUAUCUUGGUUUCCCUAAUAUCUUGUUGCAAUCCCUUGGAGAGGCCCUGCUCGGAUAGUCAAACACAGGGCUUCUUUGGGAACAUCAUUACAAUCAAGAUCGCCCCCAUCGGUGUUCCACUUUGGGUAAUGGCGGCUCCGAGGAGUUUGGCUGUGGAUACGGGACGCUUGGCCAGAGAUGAGCAAAAGAUUCUCGAUCUACCAGACACCUAUGCAGAGGACUCUCCAACGGCCAAACGUUUCAAGGAGGGAAAAUUUACGCUUAGCUGUUGGGAAUUCGGGGCAGCUCUUGCUGUGUUCAUGUUGUGCUUGACCGGGUUGGUCUGCAUAUACCUAACAAUGCCAGCUUCAGAAUAUGGGAAGCUCAAGCUUCCUCGUAACAUUUCUGAUCUUCGGAUGCUCAAGGAACACCUAGCAACCUAUGCCGAUAUGUACCCUGCACGGUUCAUUCUCGGCCGGUGCAUCAUCCUGCUAUUUUCUUUCUAAGUUACUCGGAAGACCUAUAAUUACCUCACUAUGGCCGGAGAAGUUGAGGUUUUUCCAAUCAGAGAUAGCCAAGCGCAGGGAUAAGUUACUCAACUACAUGCUUUUUUUGAGGGUAACUCCUACACUGCCAAACCUUUUUAUCAAUUUGGCAUCUCCAAUUGUGGAUGUACCCUUUCAUAUUUUCUUUCUGGCUACUGUGAUUGGUCUAAUCCCUGCCUCAUUUAUUACUGUGAGGGCUGGCCUUGCUCUUGGGGAUUUAAGAUCAGUCAAAGAUCUCUAUGACUUCAAAACUUUGGUGGUUCUUUUCCUUAUCGGUUCUGCCAUUAUACUACCAACCCUUUUAAAGAGGAAACGGACAUAUGAAUGAAGCAAUGACUAAGUGCCAAACCAUAAAAAUUCCCCCCCACGGCAAAAGCAGAACUCUUUUACUAAUUCUACCAUUUGGACUUGAGAUGGGAAGGGUUCUCGGAGACAUUUUUUUGAUAUAGAUAGACUAGAAGUAUAACUGGUGUGGGAACAGGAAGCAUCAUACCUUUGUCGAAUGGACUGAGGUUCCAGUGUGACACUCGGAAAAGAGUAUUUAUCAGAGAUUAUAUAUGAAGAACUAUGCAGUGGAGUGGCUAGUUAAGUGAUCGUGAACUGGGGGAUAGAAUUUCAUUAACGCACUUGCAUCGGCCAGCUCCCUGCCUUGGGUGGUUGUUUUAUGAUUCAAACUUGUAAGUGAACAUGU
Molecule: messenger RNA, 1294 nt
Organism: Cuscuta campestris
Lineage: Eukaryota; Viridiplantae; Streptophyta; Magnoliopsida; Solanales; Convolvulaceae
Source: the annotation of a GenBank genome assembly